UUAGAUAUCAAAGUGGGCAUUUGAGCUUUUAAAUUGUUGGGGAAAGGCGAAAUUGUUACACGAAUUGUUAACAAUUGACCUGGGAAUUCUAAAUAAAUUCUCUUACCUCCAUUUUUUUUAAAAAAAAAUUAAUGCUGUAUGAUUUAGGUUUGUGACACAGCUACUAUUCCUGGCUUAUGCUCUGUAGCAAUUGGAAUUCUGAAUUUUUCACUUCAUAUGGAGUUAAUUCAAUUUUAUCGCAACACUUUUUAGUUCAUCCUUGAUUUUCAAGUUCUUGGUUUUUUGGGAGAUGGAGUAUAACAAUGAUCUACCCAAGUUGGUGCUAGUGUUGAAAUGUUUUAGUUUUUCUUAGGACUAAAAUUAGGUUCUGUUCGAACAGCUAAAUUGAAUAAUUUUGGCCUUGAGUUAUGGUGAAUGUUAAAAUAAAGUUGUAGGCAAUUGUAGAUCUGAGGAUGCUUGGUGUCAAAGAUGAAUAGAUACAUUAAAGCAACAUAGUUAUCAGAUAAAUCUUUUAUUUGUCUUAUAAUUAUUGUAUUACAAGACAAUUAUCCACUCAUUACAAUACCAUCUGUAAUUGGCUAUAUGGAUUCAUCAUCUGUUUUGAAGUUGGAGACGUAAUGUGAGAUGUCUAGUGUAAAUCCUUACGUCUCCAAGGAAUCGUAGGAUCUAGCUUUGCCAAUUGAGAUUUAUCCAGAUCCCUUGACUCGAAAGAUUUAUGAUCUAUCGUUUUCAAAGGCGCGCAUGCUAAUCUACAUAUAUUUGGGACCUAAAUUGUCUUCCAGUAAAGUAGAUGGACGGUUUAUGUUUGUUAAAUAUUUCAUUUGUGAUAUGUUUUGGACUGAAAGUAACUCCAUUUUGCCUCGUAUAUUAUUGUGGCUAUUCUUUGUUACCUCUAACUUGGAAGUAGAGUUGUCUAAAUAAUUGAAUGGUGGUUGAUGGUCUCUAGGCCUAUAGUACUGCUUGUUUUAUGUUCCUGAAUAGAGAACUAAGUUGUUGAGUGUUAUACAAAACUUUUUUAUCCCACAGGUAGGCUAUUGUUGCACGACAAGUUUCUGUCGUCUAGUUGAGUAGUGAUAUUCUGCUAAAAUGGCAAGAAGUGUCAGACGCCGAAGACUUUCAACUCGUCAGCACAGGUCUACUCCAUAUUCUAUCCCAUCCUACCAUUGGAAUACAGAAGAUGUAACUGAUAGGAAGAAGAAUAGGCUCUUAUGCUCAGAGAAGAAGAGGGAGUGGGAAGACACCACCUGCUCGGUGUGUAUGGAGUACCCCCACAACGCCGUCCUCCUCCUCUGUUCGUCCCAUGACAAGGGUUGCCGCCCUUAUAUGUGCGGGACCAGUGACCGCCACUCUAAUUGCCUCGACCAGUUCAGAAAAGCCUACUCCAAGGAGACAGGCCAAAAGCCAGAAGCAAUCGAGCUUUCCUGCCCUCUGUGCCGGGGCGAGGUGAAGGGAUGGACCGUUGUGGAACCAGCUCGUGAAUAUUUAAAUAGUAAGAAGAGAAGCUGUAUGCAGGAUGAUUGCUCUUUCGUGGGAUCAUAUAGAGAGCUCCGCAAACAUGUGAAGUCUGUGCACCCUUCCGCAAGGCCUCGUGAUGUGGAUCCUGCACAUGAGCAGAAGUGGAGGACACUCGAGCACGAGAGGGAGCGGCAGGAUGUGAUCAGCACUAUCAGGUCGUCAAUGCCGAGGGCAGUGGUGUUUGGGGAUUAUGUUAUAGAGAUGGACGGUUCCGACGAAGAGAACGAUGAAAGGGGAAGUCAUGACAUUAGUAGGAGGAUCCUUUACUUCUUCUUGCAAGAGGGUGCGCGACUUAUGAGGCUUCAAACAGAGAACGCAGGAUCGGAACAAAGGGAAGAAGAGAGUGGUUAUGAUUCUGUAGAUGGAAUUAGCGGUCCUGAUGUUAGUGCUGCGUAUUCAGCUGAUGUUGAUGAUGAGGCGGUGGCUUCUGUCAUUAGUGCCCAAGGGAGAGGCAUGGAUGUGGCGAGAUCGGAGGGACGACGGCGCCGCCGACGAAGAAGCCGGGGUAGAUCGGGCAUGGAUGUAAGCUGAGGAGCAGAAGCUAGUACCGUUCUUGUUUAUUGCUGAUCAAAGGGAAACCGGCACACUGUUGAAUAGGUAAUGGCUAGAUAUUUGUGAAUUUCUUCUCUAGUUUACUGAUUUACAUUCAUGUAAUUUAGACCCAAAUGAAAUAUUGUUGUUCUUGUCAUGUAUGUUGAUGCAUCUUUGUUUAUUUGUGCACUUCUUAACAUUUGCAUAUGGUGUAAAUUAUUUGCUUCAUUCUAGGAAGCAUUAAGAUUAUUUGAAUGAUCUGUAUUCUUCA
Molecule: messenger RNA, 2317 nt
Organism: Ananas comosus (pineapple)
Lineage: Eukaryota; Viridiplantae; Streptophyta; Magnoliopsida; Poales; Bromeliaceae
Exons: 2
Coding region: 1087-2046 (319 amino acids)
Source: RefSeq, a predicted model, not a curated record